UAAUGUGUGUGGUCUUCUUCCUCCUUCGUUCUCUCGCUGUCUCUCUCCUUCUUCUUCUUCCUAAUGCUCCUCGUCUCGUUCCAAGAAGGAAGGUAAAAUAAGAGUGUCUGAGAUGGGAGGGAAAGGAGGCUCGUCGUCUCCGUCCUCUUCACCGGCGCUUCCCGUCUGUUGCAUGUGCGGUGAUCGCGGCCUGUCAGAGGAACUCUUCCGAUGCAGAUCCUGCCUCGUUAGGUUUCAGCACAAAUACUGCAGCAAUCUCUACCCGAGAGCUGAGUGCUAUCGCGCGUGCAAUUGGUGCUUAAGCGAUCGAAAAGAAAAUAAGCCCGUGGCAGACUCCUCCAUAGAUCAGAUCAACUCCGUGUCUUCCCCCUCUAAUAGCAAUGGUGGAUUCGGUUCAGGAAAUGAGUUACAACGCUGUUCCUCACCGUCCCCAUUGCACCACGACAAGCCCAUCAAGAAGCAAAGACUGCCCGACAAAGCAUCAUCGAGCUCGAUCGAAAGCGUGAGAUCCGAGACGCGGACGCAACCCAAGCAAGCCUUUCGAGGUAGAGUCAAGAGGUAUAAGCUCCUGGAAGAGGUCUCCAGCUAAGUGUGGACUGCUGCCUUCAUGCUGUACGCUAAGAAAUAAGGGGAGCACAAUCAAUCGAGUGAUUGGUUCCUGUCUCCUCCAAUCUCGAGAUGCCUCUGAGAUCGAAUUCUUCUUACCUUUCUGAAUUCGAAUCAUCUUCUUAUCUAUCAGUUAAAUUGAGAACAAAUGUAUAUCUGUUCAGGGGAGGAGGCACUGCCUUUAUCUCAAGCUAUGCUGAUAGCUACAGGAACCUUUUUUUGCUGCACCUG
Musa acuminata subsp. malaccensis (wild Malaysian banana) is the source of this 837-nucleotide messenger RNA. RefSeq lists its product as uncharacterized. The record is from RefSeq and is a predicted model, not a curated record. NCBI's taxonomy places the organism in Eukaryota, Viridiplantae, Streptophyta, Magnoliopsida, Zingiberales, Musaceae.